Messenger RNA from Cyanistes caeruleus (blue tit), 1413 nucleotides. The record is from RefSeq and is a predicted model, not a curated record. NCBI's taxonomy places the organism in Eukaryota, Metazoa, Chordata, Aves, Passeriformes, Paridae.
GCGCCCCCAGAAGAGCCUUCUGGAAGCCGCUCGGCGCUGGGGAAGGAAUGCGGCGCUCGGGGCUGCACCCCCCCAGGCUCACGGGGACGGGACGGGGCGGGAAGGAAGGAGAAUGUACUGGACGGAGCGGCGUACGGGCGCUGGGCGAGAUACCGUCUUGUUUCAAGUGACAGAAAACAGUCUCUGUCCGUCCCCGGCCGCGAUGUCCCAGGCGCUAGCGAAAGAGGUCCCGCAGGAGGAGGGCGAGAGUGGCUCUCGGAGAAGCAGCUGGGGGCUGCUGGUCACGGCCGGUGUGGGAGGGACCUUGGUAGCCCUCUAUGCUGUGGCCACCCCCUUCGUGACCCCGGCCCUGAGGAAGGUGUGCCUGCCCUUCGUUCCUGCAACCGCCGCUCAGAUCCAGAAUGUGCUGAAAAUGUUGGAAAACAGAAAUGGCUCCCUAGUUGACAUUGGUAGCGGAGAUGGCCGCGUUGUGAUAGCAGCUGCAAAAAAGGGAUUCCAGGCUGUCGGUUAUGAAUUGAAUCCCUGGCUAGUCUGGUACUCCAGAUAUCGUGCCUGGAGAGAUGGGGUACAUCAGAACACCAAAUUUUAUAUUUCAGAUUUAUGGAAGGUUUCUUUUUCCCAUUAUAGAAAUGUUGUUGUUUUUGGAGUACCUCAAAUGAUGCCACAGCUGGAGAAGAAGCUGGAAGAAGAACUUGAAUGUCAUGCCAGAGUCAUUGCCUGUCGCUUCCCUUUCCCUUGCUGGAUUCCGGAUCAUACUACUGGAGAGGGAAUAGACACUAAAUUUUUGUCUUUGACUGGACCUGUUGAAGAUAAGAUUAAUGUGGAGAGAGUCCUGGCAUAUGAAAAUGUGUAUUCACUAUAAAAACUGAAGUACAGUGGUUGUCUGAAACACACAAAGGUUACUGAAAAAGUGUAGUUAAAUGACUUAAUACAGUCAUUUAUACAGUGUCCUGGUUUAACCCCAUCUAGCAGUGAAGUACCACACAGAUGUUCACUCACCCAUACUCCCCCUGUAGGAUGGGAAAGAAAACUGGAAAAAAAGGUCAUACUCAUGAUCAUGGAUUGAGAUAGGAAUAAUUUAAUAAUUGAAAUAAAUUUACUGAUAAUAAUAACAAGAGAGGAGUAAAACCCAAGAAAGCUGAGUGAUGCACUGUACCCUUGCUCACCACCCACUGAUGGUUGCCCACUCCAUCCCAUAGCAGCAACUGGUCCCUCCUUACCAACUCUCCAAUUUAUAUACUGGACAUGAUGUUCUAUGGUGUGGAAUAUCCCUUUGGCCACUUGAGCUCAGCUGUCCUGGCCAUGCUUCCUCCUGGCAUCUUGCAUACCCUCCUUGUUGGCAGAGCAUGAGAAAUUGAAAAGGCUUGGAUUAAGUACUGUUCAGCAUCAAGUAAAACCAUCAGUGUGUUAUCA